Molecule: messenger RNA, 1597 nt
Organism: Neohortaea acidophila
Lineage: Eukaryota; Fungi; Ascomycota; Dothideomycetes; Mycosphaerellales; Teratosphaeriaceae
Exons: 2
Coding region: 229-1395 (388 amino acids)
Source: RefSeq, a predicted model, not a curated record
CAACCUUGGAACUCCCUCCCACUCGACUCUCUUUCCCCAAAUUCUCCGUCUGCACCUUGCCGGAGCUUUUCGACAUCAUCCCUAUCGACACCGAAGAAUGAUAUCGCCCUGACACUCCCACGUCCCGCACAUCUUCGCAACGCCCGGAAGUGGGGCUCACCUUUGCUCGAGCUCGAGCAUUCCACACCACACCACAUUCCAUCCCAACUCCCACCACCCUUCCGAAAGAUGCGGCUACAUCUCGCUCCCGCACCCCUUCUUCACCUCAUCGCCACCAUCCUCCUCUCACCAACCCCCACCACCGCAAACCCUCAUCCGCCUCCCCGCGCCCUCGGCGGCUUCGACUACAACGAGCUGUUUGCAAGAUGGGAAUGCAACGGCGUCAAAUGCGGGUACUCCUCCCAGCUAUGCUGCAACGCCGGCAGCGGCUGCUACACCAACUACUUGACGCAGGCGGAAUGCACGCCGCUCGCCAGUCAGAAGGCGAGCGGGGGCUACUGGACGACGUACAUGGCGACGACGGUGACGGAUGAAGAGACCGUUACUACGACUGUUACGCGGUACAUCCAGGAGACGAGCACGGCUCGCUGUAAUUAUGCUCUAGGCGAGAGUUCGUGCGGGAGGAUUUGCUGCGACAAAGACCAGUACUGCAAGUCCCCCGGUCACUGCGCCCCCGCCUACCCAGGCGAGACAACAACGACCGCAACGGAGAUCAUCACCUCUCAAUCCCAACGCACAACGACCACCCAGGCCGCCCCCACCUCCAGCGCCUCCCCCGGCGUCCGCCAAACCACCUCCUCCGGCAUCCUCAUCACCCAAACUUCGAGCCCCACCACCACAGUCGCCUACAUCACCCCCGUCGCCACCGGCGCCAACGUCACCAUCUCCGAAUUCCACUCCUCCCCCCACCUCUCCGGCGGCGCCAUCGCAGGCAUCGUCAUCGGCGUCCUCGUCGGCAUCUUCCUGCUCGCCCUGCUCUGCUUCUGCUGCUGCCUCCGCGGCAUCUGGGACGGCCUGCUCGCCAUCUUCGGCUUCGGGAAGAAGAAGCGCGUCACCGAGGUGGACGAGUAUACGCGUCGCACGCACUACUCGUCCGGCGGGCAGCAGCGGACGUGGUAUGGAGCACCGAAGAAGUCGAGAAGGGAGCGCGAGGAGCGGAUUGGUGUGGAUUUGCUGGGCGUUGGGGCCGGGUUGGCGGGUUUGUGGGCGCUUUUGGGGUUGAAGAGACGGCGGGAUGAGAAUCGGAAUCGUGAGCGGAGGGAGCAGGAGAAGUACUCCGAGUCGAACUUUUCGUCGAACUACUAUACCAGUGCGAGUAGCGAAAGCUCGGGUCAGCGAAGAUCAGAACGGUAUUCGCGGCAUUCUGGGCGACAGUCGGGAUCGAGGAGGCCGUGAAAUGAAUAGAUGAGUGUGUCUUUGGCUUGAUAUGAAUGAUGUUGCAUUGCGUUGGGAUGGUUCGAUGGAGUAACAGAGCGCGCAUCGCGUACAAAGUGUACAGCAAGAGAAGAGACAAAGAGCGUGUUAUACCCCCUUCGUGCGUGCAUUGGACAUUACAUAGAAGCAGUGACUUAGCAUUGUAUCCAAUGUGUUGAGACAA